Emys orbicularis (European pond turtle) is the source of this 3249-nucleotide messenger RNA. It is a transcript of the gene KCNH4, whose product is annotated as potassium voltage-gated channel subfamily H member 4. Bases 1 to 3249 code for a protein of 1082 amino acids. Gene Ontology annotation, cellular component: plasma membrane. The transcript is spliced from 17 exons. Lineage: Eukaryota; Metazoa; Chordata; Testudines; Emydidae. Gene Ontology annotation, biological process: regulation of membrane potential; potassium ion transmembrane transport. Gene Ontology annotation, molecular function: voltage-gated potassium channel activity. The record is from RefSeq and is a predicted model, not a curated record.
AUGCCGGUGAUGAAGGGGUUGCUGGCCCCGCAGAACACGUUCCUGGACACCAUCGCCUCGCGCUUCGAUGGCAGCCACAGCAACUUCAUCCUGGCCAACGCUCAGGUUCACCGCGGCUUCCCUAUCGUCUACUGCUCUGACGGCUUCUGCGACCUCACCGGCUUCGCCCGCACCGAGGUCAUGCAGAAGAACUGCAGCUGUCGCUUCCUGUACGGGGCCGAGACCAGCGAGUCCGUCCUGCAGUGCAUCGAGAAGGUGCUGGAUGGGAGGCAGGAGUACCAGACUGAGGUCUGCUUCUACAAGAAGGGCGGAGCCGCCUUCUGGUGCCUGCUGGACAUCGUGCCCAUCAAGAACGAGAAGGGGGAGGUGGUUCUCUUCCUCGUCUCCUUCAAGGACAUCACGGAGAGCCGGGGCAAGAGCCACCCGGGCGACAGGAGAGAUGGUGCGCCCUGGCCGGGGGCAGGAAGCAAGUGGGGCUGGGGGGAGAAUGCCAGGGGCAAGAAGGCGGGGAGCUCCCACCUGCGGGCGGCGCGCAGGCAGGGCCGGACGGUGCUGCACCAGCUCACGCGCCAGUUCACCGGCAAGGAGCGGGGCGAGAUGAAGAUCAACAGCAGCGUCUUUGGGAGCAAGCCGUCUGUUCCCGAGUACAAAGUGGCCUCGGUGCAGAAAUCCCGCUUCAUCUUGCUGCACUACAGCAUCUUCAAGGCCCUGUGGGACUGGCUCAUCCUGCUGGCCACCUUCUACGUGGCCGUCACCGUCCCCUACAACGUCUGCUUCACCGGCACCGAGGACAGUCUGGCCGCCGCCCGCAGCACCAUCGUCAGCGACAUCGCCGUGGAGAUGCUCUUCAUCCUGGACAUCGUCCUGAACUUCCGCACCACCUUCGUCAGCCAGUCGGGGCAGGUGGUGUACGACACCCGCUCCAUCUGCAUCCACUACGUGGCCACCUGGUUCUUCGUGGACCUGAUCGCAGCCUUGCCCUUCGACCUCCUGUACGCCUUCAACGUGACCGUGACCUCGCUGGUGCACCUGCUGAAGACCGUGCGUCUCCUGAGGCUGCUGCGCCUGCUGCAGAAGCUGGACCGCUACUCCCAGUACAGCGCCAUGGUGCUCACCCUGCUCAUGUCCAUGUUCGCCCUGCUCGCCCAUUGGCUGGCCUGCAUCUGGUACGUGAUCGGCCGGAAGGAGAUGGAAAGUAACGACCCCCUGACCUGGGACAUCGGCUGGCUCCAUGAGCUGGGCAAGAGGCUGGAGGCGCCCUACGUCAACAGCUCCGUGGGGGGCCCGUCUGUCCGCAGCACCUACAUUGCCUCCCUCUACUUCACCCUCAGCAGCCUCACCAGCGUGGGCUUCGGCAACGUCUGUGCCAACACCGACGCCGAGAAGAUCUUCUCCAUCUGCACCAUGCUGAUCGGGGCCCUGAUGCACGCCGUGGUGUUUGGCAACGUCACGGCCAUCAUCCAGCGCAUGUACUCCCGCCGUUCCCUCUACCACACCCGCAUGAAGGACCUCAAGGACUUCAUCCGCGUGCAUCGCCUCCCGCAGCAGCUCAAGCAGAGGAUGCUGGAGUACUUCCAGACCACCUGGUCGGUGAACAACGGCAUCGACGCCAACGAGCUGCUGCGCGACUUCCCCGACGAGCUGCGGGCCGACAUCGCCAUGCACCUCAACAAAGACAUCCUGCAGCUGCCGCUCUUCGAGACGGCCAGCCGGGGCUGCCUGCGCGCCCUGUCCCUGCAUAUCAAGACCUCCUUCUGCGCCCCCGGCGAGUACCUGCUGCGCCAGGGUGACGCCCUGCAGGCCCACUACUUCGUCUGCUCCGGCUCCCUCGAGGUUCUGAAGGACAACAUGGUGCUGGCCAUCCUGGGCAAAGGGGACCUGAUUGGGGCCGACCUGCCCGGCAAGGACCAGGUGAUCAAAACCAACGCGGACGUCAAGGCGCUGACCUACUGCGACCUGCAGUACAUCACCCUGCGCGGCCUGGUGGAGGUGCUGGAGCUGUACCCUGAGUACUCCAGCAAGUUCAUGGCCGACAUCCACCAGGACCUCACCUUCAACCUGCGGGAAGGCAGCGAGAUCGAGGGGCUCCUGCGAUUUCCCAGAUCCCCUCGGUUAUCCCAGCCUCGCCCCGAGAGCGGCGCCAGCCCUGAGAAGCCCCUCCACUCCAUCCUGGAGGACGAGGAGGAGCCCGACAACGUCUUCCACCCUUCGCCCGCCAGCCUGACCCACCGCAAGCUGCUGCUGCCCACCCUGCACAGCCCCGUGCGGCGUGGCUCUCUCAGUAGCCUGCUGGGCGACGAGCUGCGCCAGUUCUCAGCUCUGCGCCGCACCUGCCGCUCCCCUGCCCGCUGCAGCCGGGGCAGGAGCCCCUCUCCGCGGUGUCCGAGAGACGUCGAGAGCAGCAACGGCCGCAAGCCAGCCAAGCUCCUCAUCCCCUCCCUGCACACCUCCGGCCCCCCGGACCUGAGCCCCAGGGUCGUUGACGGGAUCGAGGAUGAUGGCGGGACAUCGGAGAUGCAAACCUUCCAUUUCAACGUGGAGCCGCCUAGGCAGAGCUUGGCCCAUGGGGGCGCUCGGCCUUCCCCUGAGAUCGGCGCAGAAGCGGAGGAGAUAAAGCAGAACGUCAGCAGACUGAACCACGAGAUCAAUAACCUCAACCAGGAAGUUUCCCACCUCAGCCGGGAGCUGCAGCGCAUGAUGCACCUGCUCCGGAGCCAGCUGCUGUGCGCCCCAGCCUUGGCCUGCCCCUACAGCCUCCCCGUUCUCUCCUCCCCGCCCCCGAAACCCAGCAGCGGGAGCGAGCAGCCGCCCAGACUGCCCCCAGCGGCAGUGCCACCUCGUCUGCCUUUGGCUCACGGCUCCAUCUCGGUGCCACUGUCACCACCGCCAGGGGACGCUGGAGUCUCUCAUGGCACCACCUCUGCCGAGGUCCCUGGCUCCCGGAGCUCGCCCCCAGACAGCCCCCGGGAGCCGGAGGGGCUCCACGCUUCCAGAGACUCAUCCCACGCGCCUUCCAGCCAUUACCGCCUGCCCCGGGCGGACGUGGACGGGGCCCACCUCCCACCGACACAAGCUGCCCCGCUCUGCGGUCAGACUCCCAGUCUUCCCUACUCGCUCGCAGGUUCCCCGGUCCUGUGCCCUCUGCCCUCGCCCCCUGCCGGCCCUGGCCCGGCCUUCCCCAACUGCUCCUCUCAGAGCCACCCCCCGCCACACCUCUGCUGCAGAUCAGACUCGGAAAGCUUCCAUUGA